Molecule: messenger RNA, 213 nt
Organism: Ilex paraguariensis (yerba mate)
Lineage: Eukaryota; Viridiplantae; Streptophyta; Magnoliopsida; Aquifoliales; Aquifoliaceae
Source: the annotation of a GenBank genome assembly
AUGGGCGCGCGAGAAGUGGACGUUGGAAAUUCUUCGCUGUCUGGUCGUCGGCUUCUCUUCUGCGAGAAGAGAAGCCCUGCGAAGCACGAGCAUUGCCGAAGACUUGAAAACCUAGUCGUGGCCAAAGCUGAAAAGAAUCGUUCCAAUUUCGAUGAUCGGAGGUUGGUGCACUGUGAGAUCCAGAGCUUGUCUGUCAUUCUGCUCUAUACCUGA